CCGAAAAACUAAGGGAGGUGUUUGUAAUUUUUUCUCUUUAAAUGGAGCUAUAUUUAAAACGUUCCAUUGAUAGGAGCACUUGUGGGAAUUACAUGGGAGUACUUUUAUUGUUUACUCCCUCGAUCAUAUAAAAAUUACAUAUAAGUGGGACGUACUAGCCCGAGCUUUAUAGGAGUACUUUUACGAAUAUAAAUAUUAUACUCAACUUAGACCCGGCUAGCGGAGUACCGGAACAAAGGCUAUAUGCGUGAUUUAAAUAUCACAUCGGUUAUUCCCCCUUUUCAAGAGCGAGGGAGGUUGCGUCCAUGGCAGAAGAAUCCAAAGAAAACAAGCGACAUGGCGGAGAUGGAAGUGGGUCCAUUGAUCCAGGUUAAGGUCCUCUUCUUUGCGAGAGCUCGAGAACUUACUGGAUUGACUGAUAUAUCUCUUCUAAUGCCACCACGAAGCACAGCCCGAGACUGUAUGAGUAAGCUUUUAAAUAAGUUUCCGAAAUUAGAGGAAAUAUAUAACUCCAUGGUUGUGGCACUGAAUGAAGAGUAUGCUCCAGAAUCAACAGUUUUGAGAAACAGUGAUGAGUUAGCAAUUAUUCCACCAAUUAGCGGAGGCUAAAUAACAUCAUGGGAACAAAUGCUUGGUUUUUGUAUCAUUGUUGAAUCUUAUUGCAAAUGGUUGCCGUUAAAAGAUUAUGUUCUUUGAUCAUAUCUAUUAAUUCUGUUAUGUUCUCAUGGAGAAGGAUUGUCAGAAUUUACCUUCCAUCUUGUAAUGGAAAUUUGCUCAAAUACUGUUGUUUAUAGAAGGCAAAUAUAAUGUGGAGGAUUCUUUUUAUUUUUC
Molecule: messenger RNA, 831 nt
Organism: Phoenix dactylifera (date palm)
Lineage: Eukaryota; Viridiplantae; Streptophyta; Magnoliopsida; Arecales; Arecaceae
Source: RefSeq, a predicted model, not a curated record